AUGAAACCGAAGCUGUGGUCACGUGACAGGAGGCUGGUAUAUAGCGGGCUGCCAGCAACUCCUGCUCUUGCUUCUGGAUCUGCAGGGCACCAGCGCGGGUGUUGAGUCGUCCCAGCAGGACGCAUGGAGUGUCCUUCAUGCCAUCAUGUCUCCAAGGAGGAAGCCCCCAGGUUCUGCAGCCAGUGCGGAGAGAGGCUGCCUCCUGCAGCCCCCAUAGCAGGGAAUGAGAAGUGUCGGACUGAGCUGAAGGCUUGCCCAGCCCUACCUCCACUGUGCAUCUGUGCUCUGAGCACAAGCCAAGGCAUUCGUGUGGAGGCCCGGGGCGCCAGGAACCUGGUUUGCCCUGCACGUCUGCAGGAGCUGCUUCUUGGUCUCCCCACACCCUCCUGCCCAUGGGCCCUGGAUGCAGAGGGUGCUGGGGAGCUGGGAGCUGCGUCAGAGUUUUUGGUAGAUGCUACUGUAGACCUCAUAUCCGAUGAGUGGGAAGCUGCUCAUGCCAUACCCCGCAAGAGAAGGAAGCAGGACGCAGCCCCGCUUGAGGCCGCCGGCGUGCCUUCUGCAGACUGUGAGCAGAGCAAAAAGAAGAAAAGGAAGAAGAAAAAGAAUCUGAACAACUCCGCUUCCUCAGAGCUGGAUUCCUUGUCCCUGUCUCCUGCCAGCCCCUGUCAUCUGACUUUGCUUUCAAACCCGGAGCCUCAGGACGCAGCCCGGCCCCACAGCCAAGCCCAGCAGAGUGGCCCGACUGGCCAGCCGAGCCAGGCCCCGGGCACAGCCACCAUGCCACUGGAGGGUGACGGUCCCUCCGUGCCCACCAAGGUUGGUGACAGCCCCCUGCAGGCUCAGGCUUUGGGAGAAGCAGGAGUGGCCACAGGAGGUGAGGCUCAGAGCAGCCGCCAACCCCAGGACCACACAGAAGGGGAGGACAAGGACGCUUCCAUCCCCUCUGGGGGCAGAGGCCUGUCCCAGGAGGGGGCCGGUCCCCCCACCUCUGCUGGUAAAGGCCGUCCUGGGAAUGAAGAUGCUGCCCAGGAGCUCCUGUUGCCUGAGUCGAAAAGGGGCAGCUCUGAGCCCGGGACAGAACCGCAGACCACCAGGCAGCAGGCGGGGACCCCAGCCUCUACGGCAGUUGAUGCUGCAGCUGAGCCAGCCAAUGCAGUUAAAGGGGCUGGGAAGGAAAUGAAAGAGAAGAUCCAGGGAAUGAAACAGCUGCCAACAACCACUGCUGCUUCCAAAACACACUGCCAGGAAGCUGAGACCAAGACCAAGGACGAGACGGCUACUGCUGGAGAAAAAGUCGGUAAAAAUGAGCAAGGGGAGCCUGAAGACCCCAAGAAGCCAGAGGGGAAGAACAAAAGUGCAGCUGCUGCGAAAAAGGAGAAGGAACAAAAAAACCAGAAAGCGGGUGUCCAGGAAGUGAAGGCAAGGACGCUGAGCCCGGGCAGAGGAGUCACCGUGUACUUCCACGCCAUCAUCUCUAAUCAUUUCUCAUUCAAUCCCGACCACCAUAAAGUCUUCAUCAGAGGCGGAGAAGAACUCGGCGAGCCGAAAUGGAGCAGGAAUAUCUGCGAGCUGCACUGCACCAGAGCCUUACAUCGUGAUGGCAUUCUUGUUGAAGGCAGCGCCGUCAUUUCCAAGAAAUACCUAAAUAAAUACAUUCCUUACAAGUACGUCAUUUGUAAUAACAAGGGCUCUGCUGAGUAUGAGUUCAUCUACAAGCGCCAGCAGAAGGAGGGCGAGUACGUCAACCGCUGUCUGUUCAUAAAAUCUUCACUUUUGGGCUCAGGAGACUGGCAUCAGUACGAUGACAUAGUUUGUAUGAGGCCUCCCGGGAAACUUCAGAAAGUCAUGAACCAUAUCGCAGACUUCACGAGGAAGGACCUGGUGAAGGGGAAGCAGAUUGCCGCCACGGUCAUGCUGGAUGGCAUCUUCAGCAUCCUGCAGACCUGGGACACCAUCAACCUCAACAACUUCUUCACCCAGUUCCAGCAGUUUUAUUUUGUCGUGCGACAGCCUAUGAUUUAUGAAGGACACGCACAGCUGUGGACCGCUUUGCAGUAUGGGGAGAAAGAGGUGAAGAAAGACCUGUGGGAAUAUCUGCAAAAGCACAUGGCACCAUUUCUGGAGGGAAAAAGCGCGGACCUUUUCCCUACAGACUGCCCAGUGAGGAGUAAGCUGAAAAUGGGCCUGAUUAUCCUUUUUGUAGUGGAAAAAUUUCAGUUAGAAGACAACCUGACCUCAGUGUGUAACCUCCUGUCCUCGGAUGCCAGCUCACCAGAUGAGCUUCACAGUGACCUAAGCCACAUCCUUGGGACAUCUCAGAGCUGGCGGCUGUACCUGGUGAACCUGUGCCAAAGGUGCAUGGACAAAAGUAUGUACCACUGGCUGGGCAUCCUGCCUGUCCUGCACUGCUGUAUGGAACUGGCUCCGCGGCACAAGGACGCCUGGAGCCAGCCUGAGGACACCUGGGCCGCUCUGGAGGGAAUCUCUUUCUCACAGUUCCGGGAACAAACGCAAGAUACGAGCUGCUUACUUCGGUUUAUGCGCCAGAAUGAGCAUUUGCUGAGCGUGGAUGAGCCCCUCUUCCGAUCCUGGUUUAGUCUGCUACCUCUGAGUCACCUGGUUCCGUAUAUGAAAAACUUCAUUGAGCACCUGGGUCAUUUUCCUGCUCAUGUCCUGGACUGUUUUCUAGGAACUUACUACCGCCUGCGGGGACUUCAGAAAAUCUCCUUCCGGAAUAUGCAGGAUGUUCUGAACAUUUUAAAAAUGCUGUUGCACCUCCUGGACACUUACCAGGACAAGAUUCCCGAGGAGGCCUUGUCACCAUCCUACCUGACGGUGUGUCUGAAACUGCAUGAAGCCGUCUGCAACAGCACAAAGACACAUGAGUUUUAUGAGCUGCCAGCCUUAUCUGCCGAGAUUGUCUGCAGGAUGAUUAUACUUCUAUCUCUGGUGGUGAGUGGAGUCAACACACAAAGUAUCACACCGGGGAUAGGUGUGGAAUUUCAAGCAGCCUCAGUCUGGAAAGGAAACAGUCUGAUUCCGAGGUGCUGGGAUGAGAUGGAGCGGUGGAUUCCAGCAAAAGCCAUCCUGGGCUGCUGUGACCUGCCACUAGCACGGCUCACUGUUGACGAAGGCUGGGGAGAGCCCUGGCGUUCGCGUAGUCCCGCGCUCUCUGUCUGGAGGCGGCUGGUGGAAAUCCACUUCCCCGUGGAGCAUGGCUGGAAGGAGUCAUUGCUGGAAGACAUGGAAUGGAGGCUCAAACAGGAGAAGCCCCUCUCCCAGAUCACUGCCUACUGCAGUAGUCACUGGGACAGCGAAGGCUUAGAGGACAGUGUGGCCAAGACCUUCGAGAAAUGCAUCAUUGAAGCCGUGAGCUCAGCCUGCCAGUCUCAGACCAGUAUCCUUCGGGGGCUCUCUUGCUAUAAUCUGCAGAAAUUUGGUACCCUCUUGUCUGCUGUGAUCACUAAGUCCUGGCCUAGGAACAAUGGGGAAGCCGUGGACAACUUGGAUGACAUUUUAAAACAUCUGCUCACGUGGGCAGAUGUCAAGCAUCUCUUCAAAUUGUGUGGAACCAAUGAGGAAAUACUAGCAAAUAUUACAGAGGAUGGCAAGAAGUUGAUGGGUGCUGCUGACUCUGUGUUCACGAAAAUUGCUGGUGACCUCCGAAAUGGAACGAUUUUAGUUGGACAACUGGAGCUGAUUAUAAAGCACAAGAAUCAGUUUCUUGACAUCUGGCAACUGAAGGAAAAAAGUCUUUCACCCCAGGAUGAAAAAUGUACUAUGGAGGAAGCCCUGAAUUGGAGAAUGGAGGAACUGUUAUUUCUAGAGAAAGAGAAAAGAUGUGUUGAUAGUCUCCUGAAGAUGUGUGGGAAUGUGAAACACCUAGUACAAGUGGACUUUGGAGAGCUUGCAACAAGACACUCACAAGACCUCAGCAGUAAAAGAUUAAACGAAGCCGUGACCGUGAGACUGCCCACCUCCUCGAACUCAGAGAGGGAAACGCAUUACCACCUGAGCUCCCAGGUCCGAGAAAUGGCUGGGAAGAUAGACUUGCUCAGAGACAGCCACAUCUUCCAGAUCUUUUGGCGGAAAGCCGCAGAGCCGCUGAGUGAGCCUAAGGAAGAACAGGAAGCCGCAGAGUUGCUGAGCGAGCCCGAAGAAGAAUCAGAAAAGCACAUCCUUGAGCUUGAAGAGGUGUACGACUAUUUGUAUCAGCCUUCUUACAGAAAGUUCAUUAAACUGUACCAGGAUCUAAAGUCCGGAGAGGUCACCCUUGCAGAGAUUGAUGUCAUCUUCAAGGACUUUGUGAAUAAAUACACGGACCUGGUUUCAGAACUUAAGAUCAUGUGCACUGUGGACCACCAGGGCCAACGUGAUUGGAUCAAGGAGCGAGUCGAACAGAUCAAGGAAUACCAUCACCUGCACCAGGCUGUCCACGCAGCCAAGGUCAUCUUGCAGGUCAAAGAGAGCUUGGGACUGACCGGUGACUUCAGUGUUCUCAACACUUUACUAAAUUUUACUGAUGACUUUGACAAUUUUGGCCAUGAAACCCUGGACCAAAUCAACCAGGAGCUCAUCGGGGCCAAAAAGCUGCUCCAGGACAUCAGCGAGGCCCGGUGCGAGGGGCUGAAGGCUCUGUCCCUGAGGAAGGAGUUCAUCCGCUGGGUCCGGGAGGCUCUUGGAGGCAUCAACGAGCUGAAGGUGUUUGUGGACCUGGCCUCCAUCUCAGCGGGGGAGAAUGACAUUGACGUGGACCGGGUGGCCUGUUUCCAUGACGCCGUGCAGGGCUAUGCAUCCCUGCUGUUUAAGCUGGACCCCAGGGUGGGCUUUGAUGCCUUCAUGAAGCAUCUGAAAGAGCUGUGGAAGGCUCUGGACAAUGACCAGUACCUGCCCAGGAAACUGUGUGACUCUGCCAGGAACCUGGAGUGGCUGAAGACUGUGAAGGAGAGUCAUGGGUCUGUGGAACUCUCAUCCCUGACCCUGGCCACGGCCAUCAACCAAAGAGGCAUGUAUGUGAUCCACGCACCCAAAGGUGGCCAAAAGAUUUCCCCAGACACGGUUCUGCACUUGGUCCUUCCUGGGAGCCCUGGCAGCCACGAGGAGCCACGGGAGUACUGUUUAGAGGAGCUGAAGGAGCUUUUGAACAAGUUGAUGCUGAUGUCUGGCAAGAAGGAUCAUAAGAACACGGAAGUGGAGAGGUUUUCAGAGCUGGUGGAGGGUGGAGAUGUCACUGAGCUGCUGGCAGCCCUCUGCAGGCAGAUGGAGCACUUCCUUGACAGCUGGAAGAAAUUCGUGACCCAGAAGCGGAUGGAGCACUUUUACCUGAACUUCUACACGGCAGAGCAGCUGGUUUACCUGAGCACCGAGCUCAGGAAGCAGCCUCCCAGUGACGCCGCCCUAACGAUGCUGUCCUUCAUCAAAAGCAACUGCACCCUGAUGGAUGUCUUAAGGGCCUCUGUGGGGUGCGAGAGUGAGGCCGCCAGGUACCGCGUGAGGACGGUCACGGAAGAGCUCCCGCUGAUGCUCUUCUCGGAGUUCAGCCUGGCGGACAAGCUAAGGGUCAUCAUGGAGCAGUCCAGGGAGUGCCUUCCUGCCUUCCUGCCCGACUGCCUCGACCUAGAGACCCUUGGCCGCUGUCUGGCUCACCUGGCAGGGAUGGGUGGGUCUCCCGUGGAGCGGCAUCUCCCGAGAGGUCUGCAGGUCGGCCAGCCCAACCUGGUUGUGUGUGGCCACUCGGAGGUGCUGCCAGCCGCCCUGGCUGUCUACAUGCAAACCCCGAGCCAGCCCCUGCCCACCUACGAUGAGGUGCUGCUCUGCACCCCGGCAACCACCUUUGAGGAGGUGGCACUGCUGCUGCGCCGCUGCCUGACCCUGGGCUCCCUGGGGCACAAGGUCUACAGCCUGCUGUUCGCAGAUCAGCUGAGCUACGAGGUGGCGCGCCAAGCCGAGGAGCUGUUCCAGAAACUGUGUACGCAGCAGCACCGCGAAGACUACCAGCUCGUCAUGGUCUGCGAUGGGGACUGGGAGCACUGCUACCUCCCCUCUGCCUUCAGCCAGCACAAGGUCUUCGUCACCCCCCAGGCACCCCUCGAGGCCAUCCAAGCCUACCUGGCAGAUCACUACCGGGUCCCAAAGCAGACCCUGUCGGCGGCGGCCGUGUUCAAGGACCGCCUGUGUGUUGGGAUCGUGGCCUCCGAGCGAGCAGGUGUUGGAAAGUCUCUCUAUGUGAAGAGGUUGCACGACAAGCUAAAGAUACAGUUAAACAGGAAAAAGGUGCCUCUGAAAACGAUUCGACUGAUCGACCCUCAGGUGGAUGAGAGCCAAGUCCUGGGUGCCCUGCUGCCCUUCCUGGACGCGCAGUAUCAGAAGGUCCCCGUGCUCUUUCAUUUGGACGUGACCUCCUCAGUGCAGACUGGAAUUUGGGUGUUUCUUUUCAAGCUCCUCAUUUUACAAUACUUAAUGGAUAUAAACGGGAAAAUGUGGCUUCGGAACCCCUGCCAUUUGUAUAUCAUUGAAAUCCUGGAAAGGAGGACGUCAGUGCCGUCGAGGAGGUCUUCAAAGCUGCGUACACGUGUCCCCCAGUUCAGUUUUCUUGACAUCUUCCCAAAAGUCACCUGCAGGCCUCCCAAAGAGGUGAUAGACAUGGAGCUGAGUCCCCGGAGGAGUGACACAGAGCCUGGGAUGGAUCAGUGGGAGUUCUGCAGCGAAACUUUCCAAAGACCUUACCAAUAUUUAAGACGAUUCCAUCAAAACCAAGACCUAGACAUGUUUCAGUAUCAAGAAGGCUCUGUCGAAGGCACCCCAGAGGAAUGCCUCCAGCAUUUCCUGAUUUACUGCGGGGUAAUAAACCCAUCUUGGUCAGAACUUCGGAACUUUGCUCGGUUCCUGAAUUAUCAGCUCAGAGAUUGCGAGGCCUCUCUCUUCUGCAAUCCAAGUUUUAUUGGCGACACACUGAGAGGCUUCAAGAACUUUGUGGUGACCUUCAUGAUCUUUAUGGCAAGAGAUUUUGCCACACCAACACUCCAUACCUCUGACCAAAGCCCGGGGAAGCACAUGGUCACCAUGGAUGGGGUUAAGGAAGAAGAUCUAGCACCCUUCUCUCUCCGGAAGAGGUGGGAGUCGGAGCCUCACCCAUACGUUUUCUUCAAUGACGACCGCACCACCAUGACGUUCAUCGGCUUCUAUCUGCAGCCCAACAGCAAGGGCAGCGUCGACGCCAUCAAUCACUUGACUGGGAAGGUCAUCAAGAGAGAUGUCAUGACCAUGGACCUGUAUCAGGGGCUGCUGCUCCAGAGGGUGCCCUUCAAUGUCGACUUUGAUAAACUGCCCAGACACGAGAAACUUGAGAGGCUCUGCCUGACCUUAGGGAUCCGCUGGGCCAUUGACCCGGACGAAACGUAUGAGCUCACGACAGACAAUAUGCUUAAGAUCCUUGCCAUUGAGAUGCGGUUCCGGUGUGGGAUCCCGGUUAUCAUCAUGGGAGAAACUGGCUGUGGCAAAACCAGGCUUAUUAAAUUCCUUAGCGACCUGCGGCGUGCUGGUGCCGAUGCUGACACCAUAAAGCUGGUCAAGGUGCAUGGAGGAACAACCGCAGACAUGAUCUACUCCAGAGUCAGGGAGGCUGAAAAUGUGGCCUUCGCCAAUAAGGACCAACAUCAGUUGGACACCAUCUUGUUUUUUGAUGAAGCCAACACCACGGAAGCUGUAAGCUGUAUCAAAGAAGUCCUGUGUGAUCGUAUGGUGGACGGCCAGCCCCUGGCUAGGGACUCUGGCCUGCAUAUUAUAGCCGCCUGCAACCCGUACCGGAAGCACUCUGAGGAGAUGAUCUGCCGUUUGGAGUCAGCUGGUUUGGGCUACAGGGUGAGUGCGGAGGAGACGGCCGACAAGCUGGGCUCCAUUCCUCUGAGGCAGCUGGUGUACCGAGUCCACGCUCUGCCCCCGAGCCUGAUUCCUCUGGUGUGGGACUUUGGACAACUGAGUGACGCUGCUGAAAAGCUCUACAUCCAGCAGAUUGUCCAGAGACUGGUUGACUCCAUCAGCCUAGAUGAAAACGAGACUCGCGUGAUCACAGAAGUCCUCUGCGCCUCUCAGGGUUUCAUGAGGAAAAGAGAAGAUGAGUGUGGCUUUGUCAGCCUCAGGGACGUGGAGCGCUGUGUGAAAGUUUUCAGAUGGUUCCACGAGCACAGUGCGAUGCUCUUAGCGCAGCUGAAUUCCUUUCUCUCCAAGUCCAGCGUCAGCAAAAAUCACCUUGAGAGAGAUCCCGUCCUCUGGUCGUUGUUGCUGGCCGUCGGGGUGUGUUACCACGCCUCUUUAGAAAAGAAAGACUCAUAUCGGAAAGCCAUCGCCAGGUUCUUUCCGAAACCGUAUGACAACAGCAGGCUGCUUCUGGAUGAAAUAACGCGGGCACAGGAUCUUUUUCUGGACGGCAUACCUCUGAGGAAAACCAUCGCCAAGAACUUGGCCUUGAAGGAGAACGUCUUCAUGAUGGUCAUCUGCAUCGAGCUGAAGAUUCCCCUCUUCCUGGUGGGGAAGCCCGGCAGCUCCAAGUCCCUCGCCAAGACCAUCGUGGCCGACGCCAUGCAGGGCCCGGCCGCCUACUCAGAUCUCUUCCGCAGCCUGAAGCAGGUCCACCUGGUGUCGUUCCAGUGCAGCCCGCACUCCACCCCACAGGGCAUCAUUGGCACCUUCCGGCAGUGUGCCCGCUUUCAGCAGGGGAAGGACCUGCAGCAGUAUGUCUCCGUGGUGGUGUUAGAUGAGGUGGGGCUGGCGGAAGACUCGCCCAAAAUGCCCCUGAAGACUCUGCACCCGCUGCUGGAAGACGGUUGCAUUGAAGACGAUCCCGCCCCCCACAAAAAGGUUGGCUUUGUGGGCAUCUCCAACUGGGCCCUUGACCCUGCCAAGAUGAACCGGGGCAUUUUCGUGUCACGCGGCAGCCCCAACAAGCGAGAGCUCAUAGACAGUGCCAAGGGCAUCUGCUCCUCAGACAGCCUCAUCCAGGACCGAAUCCAAGGGUACUUUGCGUCCUUUGCCAAAGCCUACGAAACGGUGUGUGAGAACCAGGACAAGGAAUUCUUCGGGCUUCGUGACUACUACAGCCUCAUCAAAAUGGUCUUUGCUGCAGCGAAGGCUUCAAAUAGAAAGCCUUCCCCGCAAGACAUUGCACAGGCUGUCCUUAGGAACUUCAGUGGCAAGGAUGACAUCCACGCUUUAGACAUCUUCCUGGCCAAUUUGCCUGAGGCCAAGUGCUCAGAGGAAGUGAGUCCCCUGCAGCUGAUCAAACAGAACAUCUUUGGGCCUUCUCAGAAGGUGCCGGGUGGACAGCUGGAAGAUGCUGAGUCCCGCUACUUACUCUUGCUGACCAAAAACUACGUGGCACUACAGAUCCUGCAGCAGACGUUCUUCAAGGAGGACCAGCAGCCGGAGAUCAUUUUUGGUUCUGGUUUCCCCAAGGACCAGGAGUACACCCAGAUCUGCAGAAACAUCAAUCGUGUGAAGAUCUGCAUGGAAACAGGCAAGAUGGUGGUGCUCCUCAACCUGCAGAACCUCUACGAGAGCCUCUACGACGCGCUCAACCAGUACUACGUCCACCUCGGCGGCCAGAAGUACGUGGACCUCGGUCUGGGGACCCACCGCGUCAAAUGUCGGGUUCACCCCAACUUCCGCCUGAUCGUCAUUGAAGAGAAAGACAUCGUGUACAAACACUUUCCCAUCCCCCUCAUUAACCGGCUGGAGAAGCACUAUCUGGACAUCAACACGGUGCUGGAGAAAUGGCAGAAGAGCGUCGUGGAGGAGCUCCGUGCGUGGGUGGAGAAGUUCAUCGAUGUCAAAGCAGAGCAUUUCCUGAACAGGCACAAAUACAGCCCCUCUGACGUCUUCAUCGGCUACCACUCGGACGCCUGCGCCUCUGUGGUGCUGCAGGUCAUAGAGAGGCAGGGUCACAGAGAGGCCUUGACGGAGGAACUUUACCAGAAGGUGUCUGAGGCGGCCAGACUGAUCCUGCUGAACUGCGCUACGCCCGAUGCCGUGGUCCGGCUGAGCGCCUCCUCGCUGGGCUCGUUCCCAGGGAAGUCGCUGUCACAGGAGUACUUCUACAGACAGAGGCACAACUCCUUUGCAGAUUUCCUUCAGACGCACCUGCACACGACAGACCUGGAGCGCCAUGCCGUCUUCACAGAGAUCACCACUUUCUCCAGGCUGCUAACAAGUCACGACUGUGAAAUUUUAGAAUCAGAAGUCACAGGCAGGGCUUCGAAACUCACACUCCUGUGGCUGCAGCGGUUUGACACGGAGUUCUCAUUCCUCAAAGAAGUCCGAAACUGUUUAACGAAUACAGCCAAAUGUAAAAUCCUCAUUAUUCAGACAGAUUUUGAAGAUGGAAUCCAUAGUGCCCAGCUCAUUGCCUCAGCUAAGUAUUCUGCUAUAAAUGAAAUCAACAAAAUACAAGAAAACGAGGACCGUAUCUUCGUCUAUUUCAUCACAAAACUGUCCCGGAUGGGAAGAGGAACAGCUUAUGUGGGCUUCCAUGGAGGGCUGUGGCAGUCUGUCCACAUCGAUGACCUCCGGAGAUCCACCCUCAUGGUUUCAGAUAUGACCAGGCUGCAGAGUGUCACCAUCAGCCAGCUGUUCGCGCCCGGAGACUUGCCUGAGUUGGGCUUGGAACACCGGGCAGAAGACGGCCGUGAGGAGGCGAUGGAAACGGAGGCCAGCACGUCAGGGGAGGUGGCAGAGGAGGCCAUGGAAACAGAAGGUUCUGAGAAGGUGGAAAAGGAAACCUCUGAACUCGGAGGCAGUGAUGUGUCGAUCCUGGACACCACCAGGCUGCUGAGGAGCUGUGUGCAGAGCGCCGUGGGCAUGCUCAGAGACCAGAACGAGAGCUGCACGCGCAGUAUGCGGAGGGUGGUGCUCCUCCUGGACCUCUUAAACGAGGACAGCACGUGCCACGCCUCUUUCUUGCGGGUAUCCAAGAUGCGCCUCAACGUCCUUUUAAAGACGCAAGAAGAGAGCCAGUUGCACACUCUGGAGUGGGUGGCGAGAGAAGCCUGCAACCAGGACGCCCUCCAGGAGGCGGGCACAUUCAGGCACACCCUCUGGAAGCGGGUCCAAGGCGCUGUCACCCCUCUGCUGGCGAGCAUGAUAUCGUUCAUCGACAGAGACGGCAACCUUGAGCUACUGACUAGGCCAGAUACUCCGCCCUGGGCAAGAGACCUUUGGAUGUUUAUUUUCAGUGACAUGAAGCUUCUGAACAUUCCUCUAGUGAUGAAUAAUGCAAGACAUAAAGGUGAGAUGGCCUACAUCAUGGUGCAGAACUACAUGAACCUUUCCGAGAACGCUUCCAACAACGUACCUUUCAGCUGGAGAAUCAAGGACUAUCUGGAGGAGCUGUGGGUCCAGGCUCAGUACAUCACAGACGCAGAAGGACUGCCAAAGAAGUUCGUGGACAUCUUUCAGCAGACUCCUCUGGGCAGGUUUCUCGCCCAGCUCCAUGGAGAGCCGCAGCAGGAACUUCUUCAGUGUUACUCGAAGGACUUCAUUCUCUUGACCAUGCGUGUGGCAACGGAGGAGGAGUUAGAGUUUCUGCAGAUGGCUCUGUGGUCCUGCAUUAGGGAACUGAAAGCGGCGUCAGAAGCGCCCGAGGAAGAGGUCUCCUUACCGUGGGUGCACCUUGCCUACCAGCGUUUCAGAAGCCGGCUGCAGAACUUCUCCAGGAUCCUGACCAUCUACCCUCAGGUUCUCCACAGCCUGACGGAAGCCCCUCGGAACCAUGAGCUGGCUGGAUGUGAGAUGACCCUGGACGCAUUUGCCGCGAUGGCCUGCACGGAGAUGCUGACGAGAGACACCCUGAAGCCCAGUCCCCAGGCGUGGCUACAGUUGGUGAAGAAUCUUUCUAUGCCACUGGAGCUCAUCUGCUCCGAUGGGCACAUGCAAGGCAGUGGGAGCCUGGCCCAGGCUGUCAUCAGGGAAGUCAGAGCCCAAUGGAGUCGGAUUUUCUCCACCGCACUCUUUGUGGAGCAUGUGCUCCUAGGAACCGAGAGCCGGGUCCCCGAGUUAUGCAGGCUGGUUACCGAGCACGUCUUCUUACUAGACAAGUGUCUUCGAGAGAACUCCGACGUCAAGACGCACAGGCCUUUUGAGGCCGUGAUGAGCACCCUCUGUGAAUGCAAGGAGAGAGCCAGCAAGACCCUCAGCAGGUUUGGGGUCCAGCCGUGCCCCAUCUGCCUGGGAGACGCACAGGACCCCGUCUGUCUGCCCUGUGACCACGUGUACUGCCUGCGCUGCCUCAGGGCCUGGUUUGCCCCAGGGCAGAUGAUGUGCCCCUACUGUUUAACUGACUUGCCAGACAAAUUCUCUCCAACUGUUUCCCAAAGGCACAGGGAAGUCAUUGAAAAGCAUGCCCGCUUCCGGCAGAUGUGCAACAGCUUCUUCGUAGACCUGGUGUCCACCAUGUGCUUCAAGGACAACGCUCCGCCUGAGAAGGAAGUGAUUGAGAGCCUGCUCUCUCUGCUCUUCGUCCAAAAGGAGCUCUUAAGAGACGCUCCCCAGAGACGCCGUGAACACACAAAAUCUCUCUCUCCAUUCAAUGAUGUUGUGGAUAAGACUCCUGUCAUCCGCUCAGUGAUACUGAAACUGCUUUUGAAGUACAGCUUCGAUGAUGUAAAAGAUUAUAUUCAGGAUUACUUGACCCUGUUAAAAAAGAAAGCAUUCAUAAUUGAAGAUAAAACUGAACUGUACAUGCUCUUCAUCAACUGCCUGGAGGAUUCAAUACAUGAGAAGACCAGUGCUUGCUCCAGAAACGAUGAACUGAACCACCUAAGAGAGGAAGGUCGUUUCCUUAACACGUAUUCUCCAGUAAGACGUGGCCGAGAGCCGGCCAACGAGGCCUCAGUUGAAUACCUGCAAGAGGUGGCCCGGAUCCGCCUCUGCCUGGACAGAGCUUCAGAUUUCCUCUCGCAGCCUGAGGGAGGCCCAGGGAUGGCUGAGGAGAAGCAGUGCUACCUGCGGCAAGUCAAGCACUUCUGUACCCGGGUGGAAAACGACUGGCACCGGGUGUACCUGGUGCGGAAGCUCAGCAGCCAGCGGGGGAUGGAGUUCGUGCAGGGCCUCUCCAAGCCCGGCCAUCCGUACCAGUGGGUGUUCCCCAAGCAAGUCAUUGAGCAGCAGGGGCUGCAGAAGGACCACCCAGGCCAGAUGGAUAGGUACCUGGUGUACGGCGAUGAAUACAAGGCUCUCCGUGAUGCUGUGGCCAAAGCUGUCCUCGAGUGCAAGCCGCUGGGCAUUAAGACUGCUCUGAAGGCCUGCAAGACCCCCCAAAGCCAGCAGUCAGCCUACUUCCUGUUAACACUGUUCAGAGAGGUGGCUAUUUUGUAUAGAUCCCACAAUGCAAGCCUCCACCCCACGCCAGAGCAAUGUGAAGCUGUGAGCAAAUUCAUUGGCGAAUGCAAGAUCCUUUCACCUCCUGAGAUCAGCCAUUUUGCAACAUCGCUCGUGGACAAUUCUCUGCCAUUGUUGAGGGCGGGCCCCAGUGACAACCACCUUCAGGGAACAGUGACAGAAAUGGCCAUUCAUGCUGCAGCCAUCCUUCUGUGUGGACAGAAUAAAGUCUUGGAACCCCUAAAGAAUCUGGCCUUCUCCCCAGCCAACAUGGCGCAUGCUUUUCUUCCAACCAUGCCUGAAGACUUGCUGGCUCAAGCUCGGAGGUGGAAGGGUCUGGAGGGAGUCCACUGGUACACUUGUCCCAACGGCCAUCCUUGCUCCGUGGGAGAGUGUGGCAAGCCGAUGGAACAGAGCACCUGCAUUGACUGCCAUGCGCCGAUUGGAGGCAUUAAUCACAGACCUCAGGACGGCUUUAACCUGGUCAGCAACAGCACAGACAGAACGCAGACCGGCCACGUGCUAGGCGACCCGCAGCAGAGAGACGUGGUGACGUGUGACCGAGGGCUGCCCCCAGUGGUCUUCAUCCUCAUCCGGCUACUCACUCACUUGGCUCUGCUUCUGGGAGCUUCCCGGAGUUCCCAGGCUCUGAUAAACAUCAUUAAGCCUCCAGUGAGGGAUCCAAAAGGCUUUCUGCAGCAGCACAUCCUGAAGGACCUGGAGCAGUUGACCAAGAUGCUGGGACACAGUGCCGACGAGACCAUCAGUGUGGUCCACCUCGUCCUGCGCAGGCUUCUCCAAGAGCAGCACCAGCUCUCUGGCAAAAGGUUUUUAAAUUUUGACACAAGAUUGUCAACCAAAGAAAUGAGGAACAACUGGGAAAAGGAAAUCGCAGCUGUGAUUUCUCCUGAACUGGAGCAUCUAGAUAAAACCCUUCCCACCAUGAAUAUUCUCAUCAGCCAAGAUAAGCGUAUCAGCUCUAACCCUGUGGCCAAAAUAAUAUAUGGUGACCCAGUGACCUUCCUGCCCCACCUGCCCCGGAAAAGUGUGGUCCAUUGCUCUAAGAUUUGGAGCUGCAGAAAAAGAAUUACAGUUGAGUACCUCCAGCACAUCGUGGAACAGAAAAAUGGCAAAGAAAGAGUGCCCAUCCUCUGGCAUUUCCUGCAGAAGGAAGCAGAGCUGAGGCUGGUAAAGUUCCUGCCUGAGAUUUUGGCCCUGCAAAAAGGUCUAGUGAAGCGGUUCCAGAACGUCCCGCAAGUUGAAUACAGCUCCAUCAGAGGCUUCCUCAGCAGCCACAGCUCAGAGGGGCUGAGGCAGCUACUUCAGAAGAGAAUCACAAUCUUCCUCUCAACAUGGAACAAACUGAGGAGAUCGCUUGAGACGAACGUUAAUGGCACUACCACCCCCACAGCCCCUCCUCCUUCAGCCUCCAUGGUUAAAAGCAUCCUAUGGUGGGUUAAUGACGGGGCGCUCUUUGCCAAGGGAUACGCUGGGCAGUGCGGCACUACGCUGGAGCUCCGGCUGCAGAUUCUGUUUGGAAUACCCACUCUGGUAUACAGACACGACUGGAACUACGAACAUCUCUUUAUGGACAUCAAGAACAAAAUGGCGCAGGACUCCCUCCCCAGCUCGGUCAUUAGUGCCAUCAGUGGACAGCUGCAGUCCUACAGCGAUGCCUGUGAAGCGCUGUCGGUCGUAGAAGUCACUCUGGGGUUUCUGAGCACAGCUGGUGGGGAUCCAAACAUGCACCUGAAUAUGUAUAUCCAAGACGUCCUGAGAAUGGGUGAUCAGACGACUCACGUGUCAAAGGCCUUAGACAGAUGCCAGUUAAAACACACCAUUGCCCUCUGGCAGUUCCUGUCUGCUCAUAAGUCUGAACAGCUGCUGCGGCUGCAGAAAGAGCCAUUUGGGGAAAUCAGUUCAAGAUACAAAGCAGAUCUGAGCCCAGAAGACGCUAAGCUCCUCAGCACAUUCCUGAAUCAGAUUGGCCUAGACGCCUUCCUGCUGGAGCUGCACGAAAUGAUAAUCUUGAAACUAAAGAACCCCCAAACUGAGGGGAGCUUCAACCCUAAGUGGAGCCUGAGAGACACUCUGGUAAGUUACAUGGAAACUAAAGAAAAUGAAAUUCUUCCUGAAAUGGAAUCUCAGUUCCCAGAAAAGAUACUGCUCGCCAGCUGUGUCUCAGUGUGGAAAACAGCUGCUGUGCUGAAACGGGAUCGACAAAUGAGAUAGAAUUAUUUCCUCAGCUGUCUUCAGAUGACGUGGGAGAGAAGGCUCCUCUCUCCUCUCCUGCGGUGUGGACUUCAUCACGGACUGGUGCUUUUGCAUUCAGAAGGAAAGCUGUCAGCAUAGUACCGAAUUCAAGACCAAGGCGUGCUACAUGAGCUGACAGCAUUUUGAAGGCCGAGCUGUUUCUGGACCAUGUGUGUACAUGUUCUGAAACUUUCUCAUGAGUACUGUUCAUUGGGAGAUGACCAUGAAGAUUAGAUGAAAUUGGAAAUAAACCAAUAUUGUUUACAUUCCAAGAGACAAGUAGCUCAGCCACACUCGCAGCAAUGAUCUGUGCCCGCUCGCCUCUGGCACUGCCAACCCCUUUUUUU
Messenger RNA from Mandrillus leucophaeus (drill), 15968 nucleotides. RefSeq names its product ring finger protein 213 (gene RNF213). The record is from RefSeq and is a predicted model, not a curated record. Bases 124 to 15600 code for a protein of 5158 amino acids. Gene Ontology annotation, molecular function: metal ion binding; ATP hydrolysis activity; ubiquitin-protein transferase activity. NCBI's taxonomy places the organism in Eukaryota, Metazoa, Chordata, Mammalia, Primates, Cercopithecidae. Gene Ontology annotation, biological process: negative regulation of non-canonical Wnt signaling pathway; sprouting angiogenesis; ubiquitin-dependent protein catabolic process. The transcript has 72 exons. Gene Ontology annotation, cellular component: nucleolus; cytosol; membrane.